Molecule: messenger RNA, 702 nt
Organism: Penaeus chinensis
Lineage: Eukaryota; Metazoa; Arthropoda; Malacostraca; Decapoda; Penaeidae
Product: E1A-binding protein p400-like
Exons: 4
Coding region: 1-702 (233 amino acids)
Source: RefSeq, a predicted model, not a curated record
AUGCCUCUUAUCGGCUCCGCUCCUACCGCCGUUCUUAUACGCUACCCGGAGCCUCAUCCUCACUCAAGCGUCCCCUUCUCGUCGCCUCCCAUCCCGCGCUCCGCCUCUCUCAGCUCUCCCCAGCCUGGCUCUUCACAUUCCGCCUUCUCGGCUCACCACGCGUCGCAACCCACACCCCGCUCGAAGACGCCGCUCCGCUUCUCGCUCACCGCGCCCGUCCUCCUACACUCGUCACCGCUCCUGCGUCCUCUCAUCGGCUCCCAUCUCACAUCUCCCUGCGCCUCCCCUCGCUCCAGCCGCCUCCAUUCCUCGUCGCGUUGGGCCUCGCGUUCCUGCUCGUCGGCCUCUAACCUCGGCCUCGCUUCCCUCGGCUCAUCGCGCUCCUCAUGCCAAGGUUCCCCACUCUCGCCUACCCGCUCCGCCCAUCACUCCUCUUCCCGCUCCAGCUCUUCCCACGCCCUCGCAGCUCCCUCGCGCAUUCGCUCCGGCGUCCGCUCCUCCCGCUCCUCUUCUUUGCCAUACUCGCCUCGCCUCCGCACCUCUCGCACUCGCUCGCCCAUCGCCUCUCGGCACUCUGCGCCCGCUCAUAUCGCUCUCCCAUCCCCCGCUCAUCCGCUUCUCAGCUCCCCUCCUCCUCCACAAUCUUCAAUCGCCUCCGGCUCGUCCUCCGCGCACCAUUCUCAUCCGAUCUCCGCUCUAUGA